GAGGAUGCAGUUGAAGAGUUGUUUCUGUGAAUUGGUCGACGGGCGAGGCAACUGAAUUGAAAAUAAUGUUGAGGUUGAGCUUUUCUAACCUAUAGGGGUGUGGCUUAUAAAUAAAGUGUUUUUAUUCAAGUUAUAAAACAAAUUUGAAAUGAAGUCGAACGUUGCUUUUAAUACUAUUCUAUUCUGUUUUGUGUGUGCUCUUUACUUAUGUCUAGCGCAACAAAAUGACAUCUACUUUGAUAAACAAGUGAAGACUGUAAUUUGGUGUACGGUGGGAGUAGAGGAGCAAAAGAAAUGUCUAGCGUUUGCCAAUGCAACUCACAAUGAUACCAGUCGGUUUGGUUACGAUUUUAUCAACAUUCAAUGUAAACAGGCUUUCAACAAAGAUGAAUGCAUGACGAUGCUUGAUGAGUUGAAGGCUCAUAUUACGAAUCUUGAUGCUGGUGAAGUUUUCAUUGGUGGCAGAUAUCACAGUCUAAUACCCAUCAUGCAAGAAGUGUAUCCUGGUAAUCUACUCCAUUAUUACUCUGUAGCAGUGGUUAAAAAAGGAACACUGGCUGAUGUUACCAACCUGAGGCAGUUGAGAGGAAAGAAAGCAUGUUUUCCAGAGGUUGGCUCACAAGCCGGCUGGGUCAUUCCAGUGCACACUGUAAGUAAUAGUCAGAUUCACUUUCGACUGUUAGCAUUGGCUGUUGCCGCCGAAUGUCGGCCGAUAUUCAUCGCCACACGUCUCAGAACGUCCUCAGAUUGGAUAAUAGCUGAUUCUCAGCCAGUAGGAGGACAUUCUGGAUGUCGACCGUUGAUCUAA
Molecule: messenger RNA, 808 nt
Organism: Nilaparvata lugens (brown planthopper)
Lineage: Eukaryota; Metazoa; Arthropoda; Insecta; Hemiptera; Delphacidae
Product: ovotransferrin-like
Exons: 4
Coding region: 149-808 (219 amino acids)
Biological process (GO): iron ion transport
Cellular component (GO): early endosome; plasma membrane; recycling endosome
Source: RefSeq, a predicted model, not a curated record